Conger conger (European conger) is the source of this 4796-nucleotide messenger RNA. RefSeq names its product BLOC-2 complex member HPS6-like. Gene Ontology annotation, biological process: melanocyte differentiation; lysosome localization; organelle organization. The transcript has a single exon. The record is from RefSeq and is a predicted model, not a curated record. The coding region runs from base 608 to 3223 and encodes 871 amino acids. Lineage: Eukaryota; Metazoa; Chordata; Actinopteri; Anguilliformes; Congridae. Gene Ontology annotation, cellular component: BLOC-2 complex; lysosomal membrane.
UAUCUAGAUAGCUGAACUAAGCUGUUUUAGCGGAGUAAUUUAUACUGGCCACGCUGUCUCAGCAAUGCGCUUACAGUGAACUUUCCUUUUGUUAUCAACUGACAACACACGUACCAUAUAGCUAGCUAACAACAACAGUUAACUUGAUCGUGAUUACUCACUAUAAAGAGUUAAACAACAAGCAGUCAAACUGUUUGAUUGAUGGGUCGAUUCAGAUACGCCAUCUUUAAAGGACGGAACUGCGUAAGGGACUAAAAAUAAAAACACGCCUUCGUUUUCUACUCCUCCUCCUCUGCAGUUAAAAUCUAUUGGACUCCGGAUAUUAACAAACUCGUGAUGUCAGGAGGUGCUGGAGAGGGUCGAGUACAGAAAGAUCUAAUGCAUAAUAAAGCAAGCUUGUUCUCUUAUGAAAGUAUGUGACAAAUGUUAUAUCAAAACGAAUAUACGUUAGGUAGUUGGAUACAUCGGAAUAUGGAGUCUUACUGCAUUUCUUUGGGAAAUACUAUAUAUGUGUAGCGGCAACUAUUCGUUUCUAGCAGUCGUGUUCAUUUUAGUAUAGUUUUACUUUCAUGUCACUCGGCACUUCUAGUCCUGGGGCAAACAGAACAUGAAGCGAUUUGUCCUGGAACAGGUAACAGAUUUUUGCGAUUUUAUCAGAGGCAAUGAUUUCAGUGACAUUUUGAAAGAAAAUUCCGGUUUUAAUAGCUAUCAUAACGGUAAUGCCAAAAGUUGUUUCCCCGAUAUUCGGAUUAGUCCAGAUGGGCACCACGUCCAUGUUAUUCUGCGUAAACCAAAGAUUGGUCUCCUGACCUUUGACAAAUAUCAAAUCCCUGCAUUGAUUCAAAAUCGAAAGCAUCAGGACUUAUGCUUGACAAGGACAGUUCCUAUUCUGGAUGUUGUUUAUUUAGCCGUUUCUAGCAGCAACUCAGACGGCGGUUCAGCUGUAAUCGCAGUCAUUUUCCAGAAUGGCAAAGCAGAAUUCUGGAAGUACUGUGAAGUCGGAGCAGGCUGGUGUUUACUGCAGAGCGCGGAUUUGUGCAACAGUCCCAGGGCGAGAGUUGUCUCUGUAUGUACCAGUGCGAACUUCAUCGUCUGGUGUGAAGAGAGGCCCCCUUCGGAAAGCUCGCUGGCUACCAGUACAACUCGCAAUACCCUCAGGUACUGUAUUUGCAAAAGAAUAUAUGAGGUGGAGGUGGGGGCAGUGCGUUUAGGAGGGGUAAAAAUUGCAUUGCACAACAAUCCGCGGUACAUGUUGACCACCUCAGGAGAGAACGUUUACCUGCUGCCAGACACGAAGGCAUCUUGCCUGGGAAGCAUUUCCAGAUUCUUCCUGAAGUGGUCCCCACAGUGCGACACAAUCGCUGUCGCUACUGCGUGCACCGGAAUCCUGCCAAGGAGAACCACAAGUACCGCAAACAAAGAAUCAGAUUUCAAAAAGCUGAUUUCAGACUGUGUUGGUGUGCUGUCCAAUAUCAACCCCCCAGAUAUCUGGGCUUCCUGUGCUACAGAAUGUGGUGGCCUUGUGCUGCUCCUCAGCUCUGGUUGGACCAGUCUGCUGCAGAAGGAUGGUGGCCUGAGGCAGGUCUACAAGCUGGCUGACAACUGCCUGACGAGUAGUGGUGGCAGAGCCAGCCAGAGCAGCAUGAAGCUCUACCAGGACAUUCUGGCACUUACUGUGGGGAGGUCCCUAUAUUUGAUUGACACUCAAUGUGGAACAGAGCUAGAGAAAAUGGCCCUGAGGAGAGAGGGGAUUCUAUUUUUGAACCACGAUAGACGGCACGUCCCUCACUUGCUCUCGGAGGCCGGACUCUUCCUGGUUAGGCACGGGGAAUCUGAACCCAGCUCGAAGCUGCCUGGGCACUUGCAGACCCUUGGGCCAGAUUCGGUCCUGGCAGAGGCCGUCUUUGAGGAGGCCUGCCACCACUACCAGCGGAGGAGCCUGAGCAGCGUCCCGCUAACGGUGGAGAAGCUGAAGAACGGGGGAAUGUUCCAGGCCCCUAUAUCUCUGACCUCCAUCCUCAGUGACUACCUGAAGGGCGAGGGGUCCAUCGACUCGGCACAGGGAGGAGCCAGCAACGGCGCUGUUGCUCAUGGCAACCUUUUGAGCUCCCUGGAGCCCGAGCUGAAGAGACUGGUGGCACUAGAGGACGUCAAGACGUCGCUGGCCAGAGCCUCAGACAAGGACUUGGCCAGGCACUGUGAAAGCCUUGUUUGUGAGGAGGUGAGUAGGCUGCUGAGCUCGGAGCCGGACAGGGAGAACGUUCUCUACCUGAACACCGUCUUCAGCACUUUCCCGGGUGAGUCGUGGCAGGCCCUGCAGGGGGUGCUGCGGCUGGCGGUGAACGGGGACGGCUCCCUGUCUGCAGCGGCCUGUCCUGAGGUGUGGAAAGCAGCGGUGGCCCCCGUGCAGCCCGCCACGGCCCGUGCCCCCCGGGGACGCGCCCCCUCUAACGUGGCGGUGCCCGUCUUCGAGCUCCUCUGCCGCUCCUUCCUCCAGUUCCAGCCGACCUGGCUGCCCGGCUUCCUGGAGCUGGUGCAGCAGAAGCAGGCGGGCGCCUCCUCCCCCUCCUCCUCCUCCUGGAGCUACGAGGCCAAGAGGAGCUCCGAGGUGGCCCCCCUGUACGAACGCGCCCUGUCGGUGCUGCCAGGGGACGGGCAGCACCAGGACCUGGAGGUGGAGCUGCUGGUGAGCAGCCGGAAGCCCCAGGGCGUCAUGCGGGCCCUGCGAACCCUCAUUGGCCGGCAGCAGUGGGGACGGGCUACCCAGGUGGCCGAGCGGUUCAGCCGCCAGAGCACUCACCUCAACAAAGAGAUCUUCAGCACCCUUCUGCAGGAGGUCUCCCAGCACCGGGACCUGGACCCCUACCUGGACCUCCUGUGGGCCCUCUGUCCCGAGGACCUGACCGUUACUGGCAUCCUGAACAUUGUGCUGAAGGACCUCCCCCCAGCUCCCCCAGGGGGCACUGGUCCCUUCCAGGCAGGGGGCAGCCAGCUGACCAUCGGCCUGCUGAAGCCCCUGUUGAGCAAAGUGCUCCAACGAGAGACCAAACCCAGCCAGAGGUAUGCGGACAUCCUCCAGUGCCCCUCCGUCCCCUUCCCCACACCCUCCUGCCAGGCCAAAACCCCAGCUAGAGUUGGGAAUGGGUCAACCGGCAGUUGCAAGAUCUCCAACCAGAAUGUUACUUCUGAGGCUCGAAUGCCAACGGCAUCCCACCAUCGCUGAGUUGCCGUUUGAAUACACAACCUUUGACCUCGGCUCCGAACAGUGAGGGACAAUAGAAGUGUAAACAUCUCAUUCCAUUUAACAACAGAAAACUAUUUCACUGACGGUUACCGGCAACCACUGUGUGUGGAUUAUUAUUCCCAGUAUUAUAAAGUGCCGACUUCUGCGUCAAAUAUAAAAAUGCUUGUUUUGUCAGGAAUAUUUACCAUUUUUGCUUCAGGUGCUGUUGCUUAUAAAAUAGCUGCCGGAGCUUAUCAAAGUGCAAUGUAACAGAUUUAGUGGGUGAACCCAGAGUGACCAAUGGAGAUGAGAUCAAAACAAGAUGUACAUACAUGUGUACAGGAAAGUAUUGCAUGCGAAGGCACUGUUAGCCCUCAGAGAUGCUUUUUGAUUACUAACCAUUUUAAAUAUAGGCUCAACAGAAUCCAGUCCUAGUGUAUUCAUAAGUGCUUGUAUUUUAUAAUUACGUAAGUAUAUUAAGCUUAAUUUAAUAUUCAGGGAUUGCCACUGUAAAAGUCCCACUCACUAAUCUGUAAAUUAAAAGUAAACAUCGCGCAAAUAAACAUGGAAUGCUUUCCAUUCUUUGUAAAGUUGACUGUUGACAUGAGUGAGUGCAUCAGCUUAUUUGCAUGCUCCCUCUGAUGUGUUAAUUUCAGUAGUCUUCAACACAUUGUCCCUCUUAAAACAGGCAUAUUAGUACCAAGUGUGGGAAGACAGUUUGCAUCAAUAUUUAAAACUGAUUAAAUUAUGAUUAUUCUGAUUACUUAUUUUGUUCUUACUUUUUAUGAUGAUGUGUAUCUGUAUGGAAAAACACUUGAUUGUUUGAAUAAUUUAAUUUUAAAUUCUGCUGUGGUUUUGUAACCUAUCUUAGGCUACCUAACUCCUCUUACAAAGCCAACAAUUCAUCACCACUCACUCUCUUAAUUGUCUUGUUCUCAUUCUUUCAAAAAAGGUUUCUGAUCACUUAAACCCAUAAAGACCGAUUCCAGACUUAGCAAUGUUGUAGCUGCAUAUCUGUUUUACUCGUUCAUCAAUGUCCAGGUGUGGUACCAGGUUCACAGUGCAUUCUGGGAUCUUGAGGCAGUCUAGAACUGAACAAGAACAGUCUAAAUGUGUGAACUGAGGUUUUUAGAUAAAUUUCAGUAUUUCAGUAUGAUCACAAACUACAUAAGUUUACUGCAUUAGGACUACCACUUGUACAAGCUUUAAUGUCUCAUAUUGAGAUUGAAAUAGAAGAUGACUUGUUUCAGGGACUUCUAGAUCAAGGGUCCCAUUCUUCACACGUGCUCUCGAGAGGAGGAAUGUCACAUGUCGACGUCUUGUGGGAGAGAUUUCUACCCUUUGAGACUUGUUCCUUAUUUUUUUGUAUGCCACUCUCUAAACUAUAUUGCAUAAAUCUUAACUUAAAAGUCUUAACUCUGCACUUUAAAUGUUUGCGUAAACCCGAACGUUUAAACCCUUAAACACUGUAUGGCCUCUGUAUGGUAUUGAUUAUCCAUUGAGACAGUUCAAGCUGAAUCUGCUGAAUCUGUUGUAUGAAGUAUUAUAAUACAAAUAAAUAACCUUAAAAGUG